AUGCCACAAAUACUCAGUACCAAAGAGGCCAACCUCUUCCGCCAGGUCAUUCGUGACUAUGAGGAGAAGCGAUACAGAGCGGGCCUCAAGGCGGCCGAGCAGAUCUUGAAAAGGAACCCCAAACAUGGCGACACCAUGUCGAUGAAGGCCCUGAUCAUGAACGCACAGGGUAAAACAGAGGAGGCCUUCAACCUGGCCAAGGAAGCUCUCAAGGUUGACUUCAAGUCACACAUCUGCUGGCAUGUGUACGGCAUCCUGUACCGUACCAACAAGAACUUUGAGGAGGCUAUCAAGGCCUACAAGUUUGCCCUCAAGCUCGAGCCUGAGUCGCAACAGAUUCAGCGCGACUUGGCCAUCCUCCAGGUGCAAACUCGCGACUACGAAGGUUACGUUCAAAGCAGGUUCGCGAUGCUCAAGGCGCGCCCGCAACUGCGUCAGAACUGGACCGCAUUGGCUAUUGCUCACCAUCUCGAGGGCAAUCUUCAGGAAGCUGAGAGGAUCUUGACCACUUACGAAAAGUCCGUGUCGGUGGCCCCUUCAAAGACUGACUUUGAGAACUCGGAAGCGCUCCUUUACAAAAACUCCAUCAUUGCUGAGCAAGGAGAGACAGAGCGGGCCUUGGAACACUUGGAGCAAGAGUGCAAAAAGUGCUUGGAUCGGUUGGCCGUUAUGGAGCUGCGGGCCCGUUAUCUUGCCGAGCUGGGACGGAAGGAGGAGGCGGAAACGGCAUAUCGGGCGUUGAUUGAUCGAAACCCAGACCACACCGACUACUACAAGCGCUUGGUGGACGUGUUGGGCCUGACUGCCGAGGAUGAGGCUGUGCAAAAGGCCAUCUUUGAUGAAUAUUCUGCUAAGUAUCCCCGCUCUGAUGCUGCUCGUCGUUUGCCCUUGGACUUUUUGACAGGCGACGAGUUCCGAACUGCAGCCAAAGCAUACCUGACCCUGAUGUUCAACAAGGGCGUCCCAUCAACAUUUGCCAACCUUAAGCACUUGUACUCUGACUCCUUCAAAAAGGAUACUCUUCCUUCGCUGGCCGAAGAGUACCUCCAAGAAGCCGAGGGUUCCAACGCAGAAGCCAGCAGCGACAGCUCCAAGGGAGUAGGGGCUGCUCUUUUCUUCCUCGCCCAGCACUACAACUAUCACAUGAGCCGCGACCUUACCAAAGCGCUCGAGUAUGUCGAGAAGGCCAUCCAGUUGGACCCAAAGAGUGUCGAUUUUCAAAUGACAAAGGCGAGAAUUUUCAAACACCAAGGCGAUAUCGCGAAGGCCGCCGAGGCCAUGGACCAAGCUCGCCUACUUGAUACAAAGGACCGCUACAUCAACACCAAGGCCGCCAAAUACCAGCUGAGGAACAAUGAGAACGAGAAGGCCCUCAACACACUCGGCCUUUUUACGAGGGCCGAGACUGUCGGCGGCCCCUUGGCUGACUUGAUCGAUAUGCAAGCGAUGUGGUUUUUGACCGAGGAUGGUGAGGCGUGGCAGCGUCGCGGAAACGUGGCUCUAGCUUUGAAGCGCUACCACACCGUAUUCAACAUUUUCGACAUUUGGCAGGAGGACCAGUUCGAUUUCCACAGUUUCUCUCUUCGCAAGGGUCAAAUCCGCGCAUACGUGGACAUGAUUCGCUGGGAAGACAAGCUCAGGGAGCAUCCAUUCUAUUUCCGGGCUGCUCUGGAUGCCGUGAAGCUUUACCUGUCCAUGUACGACAAGCCAGAAGGUGUGAACAGCGCCAAUGGCAACAACGCCAACGGGGAAGACGCUGCCGAGAAGAAGAAGGCGGCCAAGAAGGCCAAGAAGGAGGCACAGAAGGCGGAGAAGGAAGCGGCAGAACGUGCCGCAAAACAAAACCCCAACAAGGCACAGAAGGAUAAGGAGGAGGAAGUCAAGAAGAAGGAUGAUGACCCGAACGGGGUGAAGCUCGCCGAGACGAAGGAUCCCCUGGGAGAUGCGAUGAAGUUCUUGGAGCCACUUCUCCAGUUUAGCCCCAAGAACAUUGAGGGCCAGAUCGCGGGCUUUGAGGUCUACAUCCGCAGGAAAAAGUAUGUGUUGGCCGCAAAGUGCCUCAAGGCAGCCCAGGCUCUAGAUGAGAACCAUGUCAAAGUUCAGGAGCUCGCGGCCACAAUGCAAAAGACGAUGGACGGUGUCCUGGAGUCUCUAGCCCCCAAGAUUCAAGAAGCGCUGAAGACAGAGCUCGCCUAAGAAGAGGUUGUAGAAACUACCAAGCGGCCGAGAAAAGUUGUUUCUGGAACACUAGUUAUUGGUAAAAAUGGGCAACGGCGGUGGGCGCUGAUGUAGGCUGGGCCAUGUAGCUUCAACUGGGUUUGAUCAUGGUAGUUUGAUGGUAAACAAAAGCGACAUUACAGACGCAUGCAGUAGUAUUGAUUGCUGUCUGCAGAUGGGCAGGUGAAUGUUGUGGUUUGCAUGAGACAUAGUGACACUUAUCUUGUAGCACAAUGCAUACAUCAAGAUGAAAAAUAGAACAGGGUCUGUA
Messenger RNA from Podospora bellae-mahoneyi, 2488 nucleotides. RefSeq lists its product as uncharacterized. Bases 1 to 2196 code for a protein of 731 amino acids. Gene Ontology annotation, molecular function: protein binding. Lineage: Eukaryota; Fungi; Ascomycota; Sordariomycetes; Sordariales; Podosporaceae. Gene Ontology annotation, biological process: N-terminal peptidyl-methionine acetylation. The transcript is spliced from 3 exons. The record is from RefSeq and is a predicted model, not a curated record. Gene Ontology annotation, cellular component: cytoplasm; NatA complex.